Molecule: messenger RNA, 1471 nt
Organism: Dipodomys ordii (Ord's kangaroo rat)
Lineage: Eukaryota; Metazoa; Chordata; Mammalia; Rodentia; Heteromyidae
Product: chromosome unknown open reading frame, human C11orf96
Source: RefSeq, a predicted model, not a curated record
AUGGCAUUCGCUGUCAUCCGAGCCCGCUGCCGUGUGGGCAGGAGCGGGCUAUAUAAGCCGCUACCCGGGCCACCGCGGGGCAGACGGCGACGGCGGCGGCAGCGGCGAGCGCCUGAGAGCGCAGCGGAGCAGCAACUCCCCGGAGCCCCGCGUUUCUCCCCCUCCCCGCCCCCCACCUCCCCCGACGGGUCGGUACACCCGCCCUCCCUAGGAGCUCCGGCCCGGGCCCGCGAGGGCCGCCGCCACCCCGCAGCAGAUUUGGAUCCCCAGUCCGGCGAUCCCCAGGCUGCUGCCUCCCGGGGGGACCCGGCGCAGCGGCCGCCCGAGGAGAGUCCCAGCGUCCCGCCGUCCGGCCCCGCAGACGCCGGCGGUGCCAUGGCAGCCGCCAAGCCGGGAGAGCUUAUGGGCAUCUGCUCCAACUACCAGGCGGUGAUGCCGCACUUCGUGUGCCUCGCCGAUGCGUUCCCGCAGCCGGUGCGGCCGGCCAAGCUCUCCAAGGGCAAGGGCCGGCUGCGGCGGCCGCGCCAGUCCCGCUUCAAGACGCAGCCGGUGACCUUCGACGAGAUCCAGGAGGUGGAGGAGGAAGGGGUGUCGCCCAUGGAGGAGGAGAAGGCGAAGAAGUCAUUCCUGCAGAGUCUGGAGUGCCUGCGCCGCAGCACGCAGAGCCUGUCGCUGCAGAGGGAGCAGCUCAGCGGCUGCAAACUGAGGAACAGCCUGGACUCCAGCGACUCGGACUCGGCCCUGUGAGGGGCGCCGCCCGCCUGGUGGGGGGAGAGCGCGCGCGCGCCUCCGCGGCCUGCCGGGGGGGCCCCCAGCCGGGGCGCAUCGGGGAGAGGACCCGCGCCCGGUGCUGCGGGGCGGGCGCGGGGGACGGGCACCCUCCCGAGGAUCGGCGAUCGCUGCCCCUUUGCGCGUCUGGACCUCUGCCCCGCGGCGAGCUGAUGGGUGCGCGCUUGGUUGCGCUCGCCCAGGCCACGGGAUGGGAGGAAGGGAGUUCCCCCCCCCCCCGAGCUCGCUCAGCAACCCCGGGAAAGGGGGCUGCUUUUCUUUGCCCUUGUAAAUGUUUAUUUUUCAACUCUUCCCGGUACGGAUUCUGCUGUGAGUGUGUGCGGCGGGGAGGAGGGGCGGGGUCCGCGCCGAAUCCGCCGAGGGUCGCCGGGGUCGCCACUCCGCCACCCUCUGCUGAUGGUUUGCGACUCCCGAUUUUGCGCACCACUCCACGGUUACCCUCCCCUCGCGCCUCCCCCUCCCUCCAGCGCACGCCCGUUCACACUCACGCCGACACUCGCGCUGAACACUUUUAUAAUGGUCGACGGGCCGAUGGGACUUGGGGCGCAGCGAGGCUGCUGCUGCUGAGACCGGAGGAUUGAUAUUUAUUUUUGCACUGCAAGAGCUGAAGGUGUUUAUUUAACGAUCUUUUUACCUGGAUAUGUCUGUGAGGCUCCCGAAUGGAGACAAAUAAAGUCAAUAU